AUGAACAUCGAUUUUCAAGGUUCUGCGAUAUGGCUCUAUGGUCCCCCUCGAAGUCAGCUGCAAGCAAUUCCUAUGGAUUAUAAAAUAUGUCUAUACGAAAUCCGCUCUAUGGCGUCCGAUGCUGUCUGUUUUCGAGUGGAUGUUGCCGAAGCCUAUUCCUUUGCCGACAGCUUCGACACGCCGGUGGUUAUUUUCGCAAAGGGCGGUUUAAAAAACUGCGAACAUCGAAUUGUUGUUUCUGUCGGCGACCCCGUGGACGAAGUAGAUAGGUACCGAGGAAUCCAGUUCUCCCACGCCGUUUACGCAACCGAGAGACCAACCCCAUGGCCCACUGAAGAAGAUAGUUGGCGGUUUCGUGAAGUUGCCAUGCAUGAUACGCAUCCUUUACUAUCUUACUGGCCUAAGAGUCCUGUUUCAUCUAGCUGGUGGCCAUGGGAGUCCUCUGAAUUAUCCGGGUGGUUCAAUAAAAAGUACAGAGCUGAGGAUGGCUCCUGGGUGUCGUGGCACGAAUUGCGGUCGCGGGGUGAAUCAGACCUGGGCGAAUGGGGAUUAGAUGCAACUGUAACAGCCGGUGUCGUCGCCAUAUACGGUAUUCCAAAGGCACGCAUUACUGACAUCAACUCUCUCAUUAAUAUAUGUGUGCGGAUUGACUCAGGCUCGUGCGAGCACGUAGACGUCCAGCACGCUUACCUGAAUACUGAGCAUCAUCAGGAGGCGAUCUUGCUGUGGCGGAACCAAGCGCUUGACUCUUACCGGCAGACACGUGUAUCUAUUCGGCUGAUUAAAACUAGCGAUAGUAACUUGAAGGUAUUCCCAUUCAAGGCCCUUCAUUACUGGGAGCAACAGGAGUAUUCCAGCCCUGAUCCACCAGUGGGUCGACUCGAAAAUGUUGCCGUGGCGCACGACGACCGGGCUAUUGCAUACCACCCCGGAAGCCGCUGUGUGAAACAUUUUGCAUGGUGGUGUACAGGGUGGUUUGAUCCUUGGAGAUGGAGGGAGGACGGGCCAUCUGGAUCCGUCCUGACCUAUCGUAGCACAGUUUCAUCUUAUAGAACGACAGAAGAUCCCUCGAUAACAAUGGACUUUCAAGGAUCCGCCGUGUAUGUGUAUGGCGCUCCGAAAUCUUUUAUGAAAGAUGGGUUUGCACCGCAACACGUCUGUCUCAACGAUAUAUGCCACGUUGUUGAUCUCGAGCAGGCAUAUUUAAAUGCCCUAGAGGCCCCUUUUGAGUCAACUUCCACCCGGUCCUUCGAGUCUUUGGAUAGCGUGAGCAAUGCAACAGUGUUGUCGCCAAUCCAUCCCGAGCUCGACCCUGUUCUGAUUUGGAGCAUGACUGGACUGGAUGACAUGGCUCAGCAUUCUUUGCGCCUUGCACUCGCAGCAUUGCCAUCAGGAGAUGAUACAGAAAUGACGAUUGCCAAGGUUGUGUACACGAAGGUCAUAUAUGAGUCUGGAAAGUCGCGACCGGACACCCCAGUACCACAACCAGAUAACACCGAUGGAGGACCCAUAUAUCCGCCUCAUGCUGUCAAGUGGGCACCUCGACCCCUACCAUCACCACCUUCAUCGCCACCCCCCAGCCUCCCACUACCACCUGCACCACCACCUCGCCAAAGACCGAGAGGCGAAACUUCAAUAUGGCCUUUCAUCAUUUGGCCAUCGUUCGGAAUGUUUGCUUUCCUAUCUUUGCUCCUGUGUUGUCUCCCAUGUAACGAAUCACCCGAGAGGAGACGAAUUCGACCCGAAUCACCGCCUCCACCUUAUGUACCGCCCGCUAGGCCACGACCGCCUUCUCAAAAGCCAGAAGCAUAUUCAGUCCAACCAGGUCCAAGGGAGCCGCAAAAACCAACUCCUCCGGUAUACUAUACACACUCCAGCACAGUUCGUAGUGGUCCGUCUUCAACUCGCGCUGAUCCUGGUGUUCCCGAAUUUAGCAGAGCCGUGCGGAAAUCCAACCCGGGGACCUCUGAACCACAACAAGUAUUGCCUUCUCCCGGUCCUUCCACAAAGUUGAGGAUGCCAAACCCGCUCAUACUGGUAAAAGACCAAAAUAAUGCCGGCCCUUGUCCGGGGUCGAAUGUUGCACCUCAGAAACCGGAGUAUACCGAGAAUGCCCAAACGCAACCCAUGGCUCCUCCAAGCCAAAAAUCAUCGGAUUCACCUACCAGCACUUCGAACCAAGUGAAAAAUAUCGCUAGCCCAAUUCCAGGCUAUGAUUCAAGUUGUACUAUUCCUAAAGCCCCUUCUUACCCAGCACCCCGUUUAGUACCGGAGCGUGCAAGCUCGGCUAGUUACAGCAUUGCCUCUUCGUCGCGGGUUCCACCGAAUGAUGCAACUCGCCAACCACCCCGUACCACCCUCCCAAAUCCUCGAGCUCCAUUGAACACCCACCACGCUAUCUCGACUACUGUUACAAACUCUUCCCCAUGGGUUGCGAGUAAAAUCGAUAGCAGGGUUCGUCGUACCGAAAGGGAUAUUUCGCAUAGAGCCACGCCCUUGAAUACAGAUAUCGAUCCUCAAGUAAUCCCAAAUCGCUCACGACGCUCUAGAGCUCAAGAAACCAGAGGCCAAAGCACUAGUGAUAUGCAUCGUCCUAAACCACAGACCCCAGUACCUCAGGCGCGCGCAUACACUCACACCCCAGCACUGGCUCAAUGGAUAGAAAGUCAAGGAUACCGGAUUGACCGCUUGAUGGAUGCAACUCCAAGGAAUGCGCACGUUGUUUCCGGUCCAUACACUAGAGCACGGAGGAAUCAGGGACUCCCACGAAAUGCAAUGCCCCCUUUCAAUACUGCCGUUCAAGGUAUCUCAGAACCAGGCCCGGGAAAUACAAAUUGGCAUACACAACGAUCAGUCGCAGAACAAAGUGGCCGGGCUCCAGUGACCUCGAAUGUACCAGCAGACCGGGAGUUUACGCACAGGAAUCGACGCGAACAAGGGUGGGGAGAGUUAGAAGGCAAUCAAAGGGCGAUUCCUAUCCGAAAUCAUACCAAUGAGAGCUCAAAUAACAAUUCCAUGCGAAUCGAAAUUGAUCCGAGGCAAGAGGAAACAAGAAACGAAGUCGGCGGUGCAGGAAACAGCUCGGGAAACACGAGCGCAAGGCGUUACAGAAAUAACCGGCGAUCAAAUAGGGCCAGAAGCGGCCAAGGACAGCGCUGA
Molecule: messenger RNA, 3159 nt
Organism: Rhizoctonia solani
Lineage: Eukaryota; Fungi; Basidiomycota; Agaricomycetes; Cantharellales; Ceratobasidiaceae
Exons: 6
Coding region: 1-3159 (1052 amino acids)
Source: RefSeq, a predicted model, not a curated record